AAGACAAAAAUUCAUAAAAUUUUGAAAAGUUCACAAAAAGUUUCUGUUGUCGUCUUAUCUAUGGAACUUGUUCAGUUUAAUUAUGGUUUAACAGCUGCAUCAGCUGUUUUACUUGCAGGGGUGUAUGUUGAUGACCAUUUUCAUGCUCUUGAUUCGAAAAAUGAAACAAUUGACGUUAUUAUACUCAUCAUAUAUAAAUUAUUUAUGCUGUCAAUGUAGGAAAAUGUGUGCACAAGAAAAAGUCAUGAUGAUUUACCUGAUUUGUUUGGUGAUGCGCAAAUGUCAAUAAGCUCUACCGAUGCCAAUCCAGAGCCAUUGGCUUUGUCACAAGAUACAGCACAAUCUCCAUUUUCACUGCCUCCAGAGACAGCACAAGCUUCUUUACAAUCAACCACUGAUCUUCGUGCAGUUGGUGUACAGGAUACAUCAGCACAAUCUCCAUUUUCAUUGCCUCCAGAGACAGCACAAGCUUCUUUACAGUCAACCACUGAUCUUCAUGCAGUUGGUGUACAGGAUACAUCAGUGAUGCAAGAAAUUCACCUUGUUGAAGAUGACGAUUUCAUGUUCCAAAAUUAUCCCAAAUUGAAAGAAAUGCACCGCUCAAUGAUUUGCCAUGAUAUUAUUGAUGUUUUUAAAGAUCCAGAAAUUCUUAAGCACAGGUUGAACAUCACAGUCAUAAAUGCAAAUGGCUACCCAGAAAAAGGAGAAGAUGCAGUGCAGGUGGAACUGAGAAAACACCACGCAUUCAACACGAUCUUCAAAAACCAGAAUGGCAAGCAAUUGCCAGAGUUUUAGUGUUUGGAUAUGAAAAAGCCAAAUACUUUCCUGUGCAGCUGUCACAAUUCUUCAUUCUUUGCUGCUUGUUUGGUGAAGAAAGUCUGAGCAAAGAAUCUCUACUGCAAGCAUAUCGUUGUUACGUGCCAGCAAACGAUGGAGAGAUUCUAGAUAAAGUGCAGAAUCGUGAAUUAGAUCCUGAUGAUGAAGUCCUAUUGGAGUUUUUGUCAUCCAGUAAGUGUUAUAAAGCCCCCACUAAGGAGAACAUUGACUCCAUAAUACUUGAACUUGCACACCAGGAACUCAUUCAAAAGACCAGAUACAUCAUAAAUUGUUGGUUGCCAAUUUUAAAAACUCUUCAGAAUGAUGCAAACUCCGUCUUUGCAAUACCACAGCAAGUUGCACAGUUAUAUGAAGAAAAACACCUAACAGCCAAAAAGGUUAACAAGCUUUUUAUUGCUAGUGUGAGUACUGAUGCUGAAUGGCAGAGCUUGGAUUUCCUAAAAAGAUAUGUGAAAUCAUUGGAAAUGCAGGCUCUUGAAAGAUUUCUGCAUUUUUUAACUGGUAGUGAUGUAUUGACAUGUGAUUCAAUUGAAAUUACAUUUACAACCCUUCA
Molecule: messenger RNA, 1390 nt
Organism: Xenia sp. Carnegie-2017
Lineage: Eukaryota; Metazoa; Cnidaria; Anthozoa; Malacalcyonacea; Xeniidae
Exons: 5
Coding region: 280-795 (171 amino acids)
Source: RefSeq, a predicted model, not a curated record